CUAUUUUAAUGCUUGAACCAUUUAUCAACGCAAAAUCUUGUGGCAAACUCAAAAUUGCUGUUAGUUGUUCAUCUAAUAUGAACAGAAGUAUGGAAGCACAUUACUUUCUAAAGCAACGUGGGUUUAAUGUCCAAAGUUUUGGUUCUGGAAAUUAUGUAAAGCUGCCUGGACCAAGUAUUGACAAACCAAAUAUUUACGAUUUUGAUUCGAUUACUUAUGAUGAAAUUUAUCAGGAUUUGAAAAACAAAGAUUCGAAAUUAUAUACACAGAAUGGGCUUUUGAACAUGCUUGAUAGAAAUAGAAGGAUAAAAAAAUGUCCCCAAAAAUUCCAAACUUGUCAAGAACAUUUUUCUAUCAUAAUUUGUAUGGAAGAACGAGUUUACGAUCAAAUUGUUGAUUUUCUGCAAACAAAUGAAAGUUCUAACAGUACAGGAGAGUGUGUACAUAUAAUUAAUUUUGACAUUCAAGAUAAUCACGAAGAAGCGACUAUUGGAGCUUUAAUUGUGGUACAAUUGUGCAAAAAGUUGGAAGAAUGUGAAGAUUUGGAUAACGAAAUUGAUGAAGUUUUGAGCGAUUUCGAAUUGGAAAAUCAAGGAAGGAAUCUUUUACAUACAAUAUGUUUUUAUUGACGUUUGUAUUUUUUAAGUUUAAAGAAAGUUUUUAGUGUCCUAUUUAAAAAUCUUUUACACCCGGUUGGUUACAAGCCCUAUGACUGACCGAUAUUUGUAAUCUUUUUCUAAUUAUAGAUUUAUUACAAAACUCGUAUAAAAUUUUAAUCGUUGUAAAUUUUGAUAUUUUUAAUUUUAACAUAAGCAUAAAUGUGAUCUAUAAAAAUUUGUUUAUUUACUUAUUUUUUAUUAAUAUUUUAUACAUUUUUAAAUUUUGUUUUUUCCCAUUUGAUUUUUUUAAUUUUAAAUUUCGUGAUGUGAGUAAAGAAAAAAGAGAAGGGUGUACUGAAUUAAGAAUUGCCGAUUUUCUGUCAAUUUUGCCAAAUCAAUAUUAAUUUUUUUGGCAAGUCAAUAUAGAAUUUUUACUUUAUUAAGGGGAUGGAUGAACACGUUAAUUUCCUCCCACUUGCUCCACACUUUUCAAA
Molecule: messenger RNA, 1093 nt
Organism: Meloidogyne enterolobii
Lineage: Eukaryota; Metazoa; Nematoda; Chromadorea; Rhabditida; Meloidogynidae
Source: the annotation of a GenBank genome assembly